AUGGCUAGCCCACAGGUGCUAGUUUUCGAUGCUGAGGGCCGCCCAGUGAAGUUUGACACCUGGCUAGACGACCUGCACCUCUAUCUACAGCUCACAGCCAAGGAUGACAUCUCACUGUACGACCACGCCCUAGGCCAUGUCACUGCCCCUGCUGCUACUGCUGACAGCACUGCCCGCUCACAGUGGCAGACUCGUGAUGCCCACGCUCGCUUCGCUAUUCGCAACUCCCUGCCGAUAGACGAGCGCGAGCACUUUGGGCAGCACAAGACUGCACAGGCACUGUACACAGCUGUCGUUGCUCGCUACUCCUCACCUGCCUCUGCCGCGCUAGGCCGUCUCUCCCUCCCCUACCUGUUUCCCGACCUGGCCUCGUUCCACACAGUCGCUGACCUCAUCACGCACCUCCGUACUAGUGAGGCCCGCUUCCUCACCCACCUCCCUGACACUCUGCGUGCUGUCACGGAUCACUUCCUAGCUCGCUACCCCACUGAGCUCACCAUUGCCCUCCUCGAGAAGGAACUGCUUGCAGCUGAGGCUAGCAUCGUAGCUGUAGGUGCCUCUCGUGGCGAACCCCGUACCCCAUUCUUUGAGGGGUGUUCUCCUUCCCCCCUUCUUCCCUCUGUCGCCUCUGCUGCUGCUGUCGACCUCCUUGGUGCUGAGAAGGUCGGGACUGCGUCUGCUUCGAGCGGGCGCCGCAGCGGCAAGGGCAAAGGGGGCAAGGGCGGAGGUGGUGACGGCGGGGGAGGCGGUGGUGGGGGUGGUGGCGGCGGUUGGGGUGGUGGUGGGACUGGUGGGGCUAGUGGUAGCGGUGGGGGUGGUGGCGGCAGCGGCGGGGGAGGUGGCAGGGGCGGAGGCGGUGGUGGGGGUGGUGGUGGACGCGGCGGCGGCAGGGGUUGGGGUGGUAGAGGAGGUGGCGGCGGCGGUGGUGGUCGUGGAGGCGCUGGCGGUGGCUAG
This is a messenger RNA of Closterium sp. NIES-65, 954 nucleotides long. NCBI's taxonomy places the organism in Eukaryota, Viridiplantae, Streptophyta, Zygnematophyceae, Desmidiales, Closteriaceae. The record is from the annotation of a GenBank genome assembly.